This is a messenger RNA of Ooceraea biroi (clonal raider ant), 2019 nucleotides long. RefSeq names its product cytochrome P450 6k1. Gene Ontology annotation, molecular function: heme binding; oxidoreductase activity, acting on paired donors, with incorporation or reduction of molecular oxygen; iron ion binding. Lineage: Eukaryota; Metazoa; Arthropoda; Insecta; Hymenoptera; Formicidae. The record is from RefSeq and is a predicted model, not a curated record.
UGUGAGCAGUAACGUUCAAGAGUUUAAAUUACAAGUCGUAAAGUAAGAAACGGUCAGUGAAAAAUUUGCUUAUUAAAUUUGCAAUAAAAUCAACAAACAUUCAUUUAGUUCUGAAGCAAUUUUAUAUGGAAACAUUGUGUGGAUUUAAUUUAAAGUGUUUGUGAAUGUUUUACCAAGUGUAAUCAUAACAAUUAAGAAUUAUUUAGAAUUAGAAUAAGAAUUAUUCCUUUCUGUCAAUCCUCGGCUCAGAGAUCAAAAACCUUCGAGUAGCGCAAAGAAAAAGCAACUCACCUCGACAAUAAAUCACCACGAUGGACUACUUGGUCUAUUAUUGCACAACGGCUCUGGCAAUAGUUGUCGGCCUCUUCUACGUCUACGCUAAACACAAUCUAUCCUACUGGAGCAGACGCGGCGUCAAGACCCCGCCACCGCAUCUGAUCUUCGGCAAUUUCAGGGAUUGCAUUCUCCUGCAAAAAACGCCGGCUGAUCAGCUGCAGGAAAUCUACAAUAGCGCCGAUCCGGACGAUCCUUACGUCGGGAUGUACAUCUUCCAUGAGCCCGUCCUGCUUUUACGGGAUCGCAGUCUGAUCAAGCAGAUAAUGAUCACGGAUUUUGAGAAUUUCGGAAAUCGCCGAUUCGGCUUGAGUAACGAGCGGGACGCGACAGGCUACGACAGCAUCCUGUCGAUACGCCAGCCCAGGUGGAAGUAUCUGAGACGCAAAUUAACGCCGGUCGUGACUGGGCAGAAGCUGAGGAACAUGAUGCCGCUGAUGAUAAAGAGCAGCAACGAAAUGAUCGAUUUUAUCGAGAAUCUGCCGGUCGAUAAGACUGGCGGAAAGACAUACGAAGUGAGAAAUUUAGGUUCUCGCUAUUGCGCCAAUGUCCUCGGUUCGGUAAUGUUUGGGGUCGACACCAACUCGUUCAAUGAAGAUGAUAAGGGGUUUUUGAUAAGUGGUGAAAAGGUCUUCCGAAGCUUCUCUGCCGGCGUAAUAUUUAUUAUCUUCUUCUUCGUUCCUCGAUUGAGUUUUCUGCUCGCACCCUUGCUUACGGGGCCUGCGGAAUAUUUCCGUAAAGUCUUCUGGAGUUCCAUGAAGGUCCGAGAGGAAAUGGGAAUUAAAAGAGGCGAUUUGGUCGAUUCCCUGUUGUCGCUUAAGGCCGGAGAACAGGAUCCGCUUUACAAGUUCGAGGGUGAUCAUCUGCCAGCGCAGUCGAGCAGUCUUUUCCAGGCUGGAUUCGAGGCGGGUUCAACCACGAUCGCGUUUGCUCUGUUCCACUUGGCGUGCCAUCCGGAGCAUCAAGCCACUCUGUAUGACGAAAUACAGACCCACUUGGCGGGGAAAGAGUGGACCAUGGAUCUGAUGAAUGAAAUGUCGUUCACGGAGCGCGUUCUGCUCGAGGCCUUGAGGCUUUUCCCACCCCUACCCAUUACAGACAGGAUAGCUGAGAAGGACUACAAGAUACCAGGCACCGACUUAAUAAUCGAGAAGGGAGUUUCGGUAUAUCUCUCGUUGAAUUCGACGAGUCAGGACCCCAGGUACUUCUCAGAUCCGCAGAAGUUUGAUCCGCUGAGGAAGUCCUUACAAGAGGACAAAAAAUUUUUCGAAUCUCUGGGAUUCGGCAUCGGACCUAGGGCCUGCAUGGGAACAAGAAUGGGUUUACUAUUUAUGAAGAUCGCGUUGAUUGCCAUCGUCACGAAUUACACUUUGCAUUACGAAACGGAUGGCGCUCUGCAAAAUUCCAAUAUCAAUGGCAUGGCUAACAAGAAAAAAGUUCGUCACGUAUUUCAGUACGCAGCUGACGGUUUGCAUGUGCAAUUCAAGAAACGUGCGUAAAAGUGCGUAAUUAAAACUUAUCCGACGCACUACACUUAUUUUAAGUAGAUAUUUCCAGUAUGAUAUUCAGUGUAUGAUCCAGUAUGAUCAGUGUAUUUCCAGUUCGUAUUAUCGGGUAGGAACUGUUCAUAGAUGUUUAAGGCCAUGGAAUUCCGACUACGAUGUGAAAUAAAUUUAUUGAUAAAAC